UGCUCCCACACACGCACAGGCAUAUACAUUCUUUCUUUCCUAAUAUUUACUUUUCUUUUUGAGUUACCUUUUUCGUUCACGCCGUUCCGCCCGUCUUUCUGCCUCUCGACUGCUUCUGUGAACACCCACCAGAUCUCCCCUCCAUCUACGGAUCUGCGCCGCGCAAAUGGACAGCGGCGGCGACCUGAGGAGCAGCAUCAAGAAGUGGAACGUCAUCUACCCGGUGUACCUCAACUCCAAGAAGACGGUCGCCGAGGGCCGCCGCAUCGCUGCCGGCAAGGCCUGCCCCGACCCCACCUGCAUCGAGAUCGCCGACUGCUGCUCCUACCUCAAGAUCCCCCAUGCCAUCGAGUUGGAUAAGGCGUACCCUCGAGAUUUCUUCCUGGUGGGGAGGGUCAGGGUGCAGCUCAAGAAGGAUGAUGGCUCCCCGGUCAAUCCUGCGAUUAAAACAAAGAAACAGUUGAUGAUCCAAAUAGCAGAGCUAGUUCCCAAGCAUCACGGGAGGACUAAGAAGCAGGAACCAGGAGGUAGUUCUUCAACCACUGGCGAAAAGAAGAAAGGCGGGAAGAAGAAAAAAUGACGUCAGUACCAUCUUGUGCUGUUUUUUCUGCUCAUACUCAUACUAAGUUUCUGCUGAAGUUGUGUCUUCUCUGAGGCCUGAAUAUCAUUGUGACUUUUUAGGGGUUUUGAUCCAUUUGAAAUUUCGGUACGCAUCGUUCUUGUUGUACUUCUUCAGAAGCUAGCAGCCAUGAGAACACAAUUCACAGAUGCUGCUGUUUGGUGGAACUUUCUUUAUAAUUCAGCUGAGAUACUUUAUUUCA
Phragmites australis (common reed) is the source of this 821-nucleotide messenger RNA. RefSeq names its product signal recognition particle 19 kDa protein. Gene Ontology annotation, cellular component: signal recognition particle, endoplasmic reticulum targeting. Lineage: Eukaryota; Viridiplantae; Streptophyta; Magnoliopsida; Poales; Poaceae. The record is from RefSeq and is a predicted model, not a curated record. Gene Ontology annotation, molecular function: 7S RNA binding. The transcript is spliced from 4 exons. The coding region runs from base 167 to 580 and encodes 137 amino acids. Gene Ontology annotation, biological process: SRP-dependent cotranslational protein targeting to membrane, signal sequence recognition; SRP-dependent cotranslational protein targeting to membrane.